GCGGUUAAUGACAAGAUGUUUAUAUUGCUUUGCUCUGAAGCUCCACCUCUGUUCGUGGGUGAUGACACGUGUCAAUCACUUGCGCGUGAGUACCUCAGUAUGUAAAUGCAUCAAGUGACGUCACGCGUACAGCGAGAGAAGGACAGGCAGAAUGGCUGCACAGUGCCGUAGCUCCAAAUGCACGGCAGAGAGGAAAGGAUUCCGGCGGGAACUAGAGUCCUGGCGGCACAAACUGGUCCACUGUGUAGGUUUUGAAAGUAUACUAGAAGGGCUCUAUGGGCCAAGGCUACUUAGGGACCUCAGUAUAUUUGAGGACUGUGAACCAGAUGAGGUGAAAGAUUGGUCUAUGGAUGAAAACUGUUCAUUUUGCAAACUACAAAUAGAGAAAGUCAAUGAUAAUAUUCCCACUCUUGGUUCAUCACAGACACCUCCAACAGAAGAAUCUCUAUCUCAGGGCCAGUCUAACACUGAGCAAAUUGAAUGCCAAGCAGAAAAAAUUCUUCAUGCAAUCUUUCAAAAGAAAGACCUUCCUCAGAACUGUGAUCUGAACAUUCCCUUAGUUGCUCAGGAAUUAAUGAAAAAAAUGAUUCACCAGUUUGCUAUUGAAUAUGCUUCAAAAAGCUAUCACAUUCAGGAGACAAAUGUAUCAUGUGCGGAUUUGGAUUCAGUUUGUAGCAGUCUCCAGCAACCACAAGAUCAAGAUGGACCGUUGGACCUCACUGUGAAUAGAAACCAACAGAAUGUCGAACAAGUAGAUGGCGUGCUUGAUCUGUCAAAGAAAACCAGUGCCACUUCUGCGUCAAUGUCAUCAAAUGUAGCAUCAGGCUCCAGGGUACCUGUUGAUGUUGACCCAUUGCCACACCUGGAAAGCACAGAUGAAAAGUUGGAUCUAAGAAGAACAGCUCUUGAAAUGGUCAUGUCGUCCUUGUGUCUGUACCAUAAGCAGCUGCUUCUCAAUAUGUUGAGAUAUAUGUAUGAAGAUUACAGUUUUUCAGCUAUUCAAAAUAAGGACUAUAAUAGACCUUUUUCUUAUUCAGACACCUGUUUUUGCAGUUUUGGAAAUAAGGUGCAUCAGGAAAUUCACAGUUUCAGAGAACACAAAAUGACAGACAGGCGUUGUGUUCAGUCUUGCAGAGUAAAUGCAUACUCAGUUCCUAAUUUCUGCAUCUGCCUAAAGAAUCUACAUUGCUUAUCAUGCCAAAGUACAGCUAUCGGAUGCAUUAACAAAAUGGUCAGUCACAGAAGUUGUGAUGCGUACAGCCACUAUAGAUGCUCUUGUUCCUACCAGAAUUAUAGUUGUGCUGCCACCACUGCAACAAACCCUCCAUUUACACGUCUGAAAAUGUGUAAUCAGUUGGAAGCCAACAAUGAUUGCUGUAGAAGAAGCCCAUCUCCUCCUCCAUUAUCGCCCAUAGCAAUUGACAAUACUGAUAAAUACGGAGAAAGGAGCACAAGUUGUCCAGUGUUAGUUCACAACAGAAGUGAAAUUAGUAGUAAUCUGUCUCCAUCCCAUUUACCACAUGACAAGGAAAGUAAUGUUGAUUUCCUAACCGAUGUCCAUGAGAAAAAGUCAAAUAAAGAGACAAACCGUACUCCUCAACCUGAGGGUAAAAUACAGCCAGCUAAUGAGGAGGGUGAUGCAUGUUCAGAAUACCCUGAGGAACAGUUAGAACAAACUGAAAGUGGAUCUUUGAUUCAUGAUCUAAUGGAGAGAAUAAAUAAAAAGCUGAAACCACUGGAAAAAGAAUCAAGUCUAGCAAAUUUAGCUGCUAAUGAAAAUGUAGAAGAAAAUGAAAAUAUUCAUUUAGGAGACAUUAUAACAGCUAUUCUGCAAAAAGACAAUGGUAAGAAUGAUUAUAAUUUAAAGGAGCUUCUUAUUCAGCAUGAGCAAUGUGUGGAAAAUAAAACAAUUCAGACACAUUUCUGCAGAAGGCACUCUCUUGACUUGCCCUCUUCACGUCGUCAAGCGUUACAGAUUAAAAGAGAAAUUGCUAGUCAUGACCAGUCUUUUGUCAGGAGAAAUCCAGCAGUGGAAAGAAAUGAAAAAAAAACUGACAAUAAAUCUUCACUUGCACCAAGCAUGGAAACAAUGUCUUUAAUUUCUGAUCCUGAAAAUGUUUCUGCUAAAAAUGGACAACCUGCUAAUGACAAACAAGUUCCAUUCUGUGAGCUGCCAUCAUUGGGUGAUCCAGUAAAAAUGUCACCAUAUGAAUCAAGUUAUUCAACCACAGAAAGUCAUCCAGAGAUGUCAAUAAGCACUGUAACCUUGGAAACACCACAUAAAAGUGGUGAUGUAAAUGCAGUUGAAGACAAGCAAAAAAACGUAGAAGCAAAGGGCACUUUCAAACCUGAAAAUGUUGGUGGUUCAAGAAGAGCUCAAAGAAAUAUUGUUCCACCUGAACGGCUUUCCAUGUAUGUUACAGAGCCUAGAAAGAUGUAUCUUGCUGCUUGCUUUCCGGAAAGCCUUUUCAUUCAAAAAUCCCCUAAAGUUAAAAGAAAUUCUCUAGCUUGUGGGAGUAAUAGUGCAGCCACAAAUGCACCUUGUAAUGGAAUUUUCACCCAGUGGAAGGAUCAGAUUAAAAAUUGUGAAGCUGCAAAUGUGACUCCAGGUUUAAUCAAGCAAGCUCUCCCAGAAAAUGUGCCUUUGAAUCUUUGUAACAGAUUAACACGGAGAAAUAAAGUUAGGGAACCAGCUGUGCCAAAAGAGGCUAACGCUUCAAAAUCUUCAAGUAUUACAUGUAAUGAAAAGGAUGGCACAAAACAGUGUGCACAGAAAAGGAAAAGGCAUUUUGUUUCCAGUUCAUCAAUACUUUUGAGAUCUUCUGUCACCCAUGUUAAAGAAAACGCACAGUCAAAUUCUAAUAGUACUGAAAGUUCAGAGAAUUGUUCAUCCAUCACCAAUUCCAGUUCAUCUAUAAGCAAAACUGAUCUCCAGACUGUGUCCGAUUCAUUUGAAAAUAAUUCUUUGCUUACCUAUACUAGUCCAAUAAGACUGAUGUAUUUUUCUCAAAUAAACAGUUCUGAUGGGGUGAAAUACAAAUUAACUUCUUCGUUUUCUAAUACCAGUAAGGAAGGUGGUUCACUUAGCCCAUGCUUUGAAAGUGUAGUAAAUGGUGAAGAAGCAAAUGUAUUGCAAGAAACAAGGAAUGAUGAAAAGGCCAUGUACUCACAAAACUGUGAAGCUGGCAAUGAUGGGGUAGGCACUAAUAAAGAUGUGUAUGCUACUGAAGCAGAGAGAGCACUGUCUAGUAAUGAAAAGAACUCCGAGUGUGAUGAUCAAAAAGAGAAAGAAAACCAUCCAGGUGCUCAUGUAGAGAAGAAAGACUUUGUUCUUAAAAGAAAACCUGGUCGACCUAAAAAACUAGGCCCACAAAUUGAACAACGGGUGAAGAGACCAAUUGGUAGACCACCAAAACAUAAGAGGGAGUGCUGUGAAUCUGUUUCUAGUAAGAGUGAUGCUGUAGACAAUAGCAGUGCUGAUUGUUCACUGGCCAAAGACUAUGAAUGCAAUAACAAGACUAUCAAAGUCACUGUGGUCUAUGGGCGAUCUAGAAGAAUAAAGCGGCUUGUGUCUGAAGGUGAUGAUAAUAUUAGUAAAGAUACAGAUUUUCAAAAUGACUCCUGUGAAAACCAAAGAGAAAAUGAGGAUUCAGAGGCAGAUUUAGAAGAACCUUACAGAAGUGAUCACUCCAACCAAACCAGUGAAAAGAAGGUGGAAGACAAUCACUUUGACUUUGUAAGGCCUGUAACAGACAAGGACGGUGCGCCCCGCUCUAGCAGCAACAUUAUUUGUCAAAAUCAAAAGGUUAUGGCUGCUAUGAGAAAGCCAGGACGACCUGCAAAGGUAAAAAUUUCAGGCAUCUCUGUAACUGUUAACACAGUUUCCCCAAAGCAAAGGAAAAUUUGUAUUUGCAGGGAAUUGUCAGAUGUGCUUGAUGAGGAAUCUGAGCCAAUCAAACUGGAAUUUGAUGACAAUCAAAGUGCCACAAAAGAGCAGGCAGUUAAACUACCUUCAAGUGACAAUAGUGUAGGCCAGUUAGAGAAUGAAGACAAAAAAGUAAGAAACAAAAAAAACCCUGUACUGCCUGUGAGGUAUUCCAACAGAGUCAGGAAACCUUCAAUACACUUCCUGCACUCUGUGGCAACGUCUAGUGCAUUCUCUCAUAGUAAUGCCUUGCUACUCAAAUCUCGAAAACUGCUGUUAAACAAAGCUGAUAAUGAAACUACGAGACAUCGUCUGGCAAGCCUUGAAGUACCAAGCAAUGAUACCUCAGAAGUUACAUCUUUAGAGACCGAAAAUAAAAAUCCUCUCACUGAACAGGUUAAUUUUAGCCAUGUAUUUGAAUUGCCAGCCAAUUCAAUUUUUGCAUCAAAUGCAGCUCUCAGGUGGUGGUCUAUCUCAACUUCAAGGGACCAUUUACAAGAGGAGCUGCACAGGAGAUUUCAGCAAAUAACAAACAGUUGGCACUCGGUUGAUAUUGGAGAACUGGGAAACGAACAAAGAGAAAGGGAAAGCACAGUCCAAGACAGGACAUGGGCAAUGCCAAGAAGUGAACUUCAAGAAAACCAAGUGUCGGCAGUUAAAAUGUUAUUUCAGAAACACUGUGAUAUGAAUAAACUUUCUGCUUGGUUCAUGCAAACCACAGAAACACAGUCCUUGGCCAUAGUAAGAAAGACAAAUGCCUGUAAUCCUUCCAAAGUUCUCCAUUAUAAAUGCACCAGAGCAGCAAACAGAGCUGGUAUCUGCCCCAAUCCAUUAGCAGAAUGUUUAAGCAAACGCAUAAAAAAAUUUGCACAGGCAUCUCCUACAAGUCCUGCAAGACAUUUUCAGAUGCAGGACACAAUGAGAAAGAGGAGAUUACAUGUUAGGAGAAGACUGUUGUUAGGCAAACAGGGCACCACUACAUCAACGAUCUUGAACAAGCAAACAAAAACAUUUGGAGAAAACACAAUGCGUAGAAAUGAAAAAGAUCCUUGGAGAAGAAAGUCCAAAUUCAUGUACAGAGCUAUAAUCUAUAAGAGACUGGCGAGAAGAAAAAACACCCUAGCUCUGCCCCUUGUUAAAACUUCUCCAGAUAUCCAAACGGAAAACCAUGAAACAACACAGUUGUUUCCAGACACAAUGCCAUCUUCCUUUAUAGGAAUCCAGAGUCAUUCACUAAACUUGUCAACCACCACUGGGAAAUUGAAUAUCCAGCAGCAACAGCAGAGCACAACAGAAGAGCUUGACCCUGAAGAGAAAAUCUGUACAAAUAGAUGGAGCCCAGAAACCUUCAAGGAAUGUAGGGUGUUUCUGACAAAACUCAACCCUCCAGAAAAACAGAAAAACAGCAACAUUCAGUCACAAAAUCCAGUUUUAGAUAAAUCUGUUAAAGCUGGCAGCAGCAAGACAGAUUGUGCAAUUGAAGAAAGUAAUUUGUGCACUGUGAAACUGUAUGACGUUCUCUCUGCAAGUAAAUGUGUGUUUCCUGUCAAUAAAGAAAGAGAAGACCAAACAAGCAAGUUAGAAAAUGAGACUAGCAGAAAAAAAGUUGCCUCUGAAGGAACAAGACAUUCUCCAAAAAGGAAUGUAAUUUGUAAGCAAACAAAUAAUGAUGAGCCAUUGUGCGACAAAUCAAAUAGAAACUUUGAAACUGGAACGAUAACUAUGCUAACAAGAAAAAGAACAAGCCUCAACACGCGUCUUGAAGAAGCUGCAAAAAAGAGAAGACAAUCUUUGAAUGGAUGGCCAUCAGGAAGGAACUCUCAUUGGUUGUUAGCAAAAGACAACGCCCACCUGAAGGUGUCCAGUCAGUCUGCGGAGACAACUGAACACCCAGCGGACACGUGCAUGAUGGACAUGUUAUCCCAUCAGGAAGAGGCAGAGGUGGUGUCCCAUGGACUGAAAGAAAACACCUGGGAGGUUUGUAUGCUGUCACCAGCCUUCCUUCAGCUCACCGGCUUAAGGGAUUUGGCUGGCAAUUACUGGGUCAUGGUAAGUAAUAAAGGCUGCCAGGAAGAUUACUUUAAAUGUAUUUGACUCUUUGGGAAUUAAUAAUAACCAUGAUUUUUGUUCUCAGGUCAUAUCACUGCUGCAGUACAGCAAAGCCAGUUCAGAUCGUGUGGCCUGAUGUACAGCAGCAACAGAGAUGUAGUGAUCAAAAGCAAAUGCGUGAUCAUCUUUUUUCUUGUUUUCUAGAUGGAUCGCUUACUCUUUCCCAAGCUGUGAGAGGACCCCUGUCCCACAAGUAAAUUGUGAAGAUGUGGAGGUCUACUGCACAUGCAGGAGACCAUACAGGAUUGUACUGGAGCUGAUGGUGGAAUGCGGGAGGCCCACGACGAAAGGUUUGAGGCCCAAGAUGGCCUGUUGGGAGAGGAGGACAGUGACGGAGAUCAGGGUGCCAUCGGCAUCAAAACAAGCAUAGAUGGGGGGGCUGCCGCUCCACCACCUUCCCUCCCCCUCUGUACCUUAAUAUUUAGAGAAGGGAAUGAUGAAGGUUAAGCAUAGUGCUGAAUUUCAGUAUGUAAGAAACAUUUAUUUUUUUCAUGAAGUAUGAAUUAUAACUAUGGUACAUUCAUUUUCAAUAACAUGUCUGUAUAAAUAUCCAAAUAAAUGUGGAUAUAUCAAAAAUAGGACAUUCAACAUUCAAGUGUUGAAGAUACUCAUGACAAAACAAAAUGUAAUUUCUGUCCAGUAAGUUUUAUUUAAAGAACAUUUCUGUCCAGGAUGAAUGAUGUGUAGUCUCGAGUUCCUUUAUAAAUGCAGGACAGAACUACGAGAUCACAUUGCACAUGAUGGACAGAAGGUAGACAUUUGAUGUUUGCACAGAUAUCUUCUGUAUUUCACACAGGUAAUGUCUGUCUUAUUGUCAUUGCUUGAAGGGCUUUGCAAAUGCCAGUUGCUGCAGGCGGAGAUGCACCGGCUCUUUCUGUCUGAGCAUUUCGGAUAAGAGCAAAUGCUGCAGAUGCUCUAGACGUUCUUGAUCGUCUUUGAAUAAGCCGUGUCAUCUAGUGCCCAACAUCUCCUGUAAAAUUCUGUGUUGAUACAGCUUUCCACAUUGCAUUGAUAUCAGUCCAAAGGAUAAAUGAUUGUAUGCCACCACAUCAGCUAUAUUGUAGAAGAUGACCAGUGACCAGCAGGAAUUGUAGUCAAUAUUAUCUCUGGCUUCUUGUCAUCCCUGAUACACACUGUUGCAUCGUGCUCAUCACAAUAACAUUCUUGCUUUUUUUUUUUUUUUUUGGACAGUAUGAAAGAACUGCUGUACUGUCUGUAAAAGAACAUUUUGAAGAGUGUACACUGUGGUUCUGUAUUUUUACAAUCUCAUUUGGAAGCUCAAGUUUGUUUUUUCCUCACUGUUCCAAGCAUGAUCAACUUUCUUUUGAGUAGCUUAGCACCAAGUCUGUAGGAUGUGAAGAAGUUGUCACACAACAUUAUAACCUUGGAGUCUAUGAGUAAUUUCCCCUCUGUUUUUUUUCAGGUGCUUCUCCAGGCAGUUUCCUUGUGUACGCCUGCAUAUUCCAUGCAAAGCUCGAUUUAGCAUUGCAGAUUGCCCAUAUUUUUAUGCCAUACUUAGUGGUUCAUCCACUGUAACAUUUGGUCUUGGGUUGUAAAGCAAACACAAAAUGUCUACCCAUUUAUCCCACACUUCCCUGAUAGCAGCUAAUUUGUUUCUUUCACAGCGGUUGGCUCAGGUAUCACAAUUAUCAAAGCGAAUCAUUUUAGCAAUGAUGUGAAAUGUUUCCAGUGGCAUGGUGAUUUAAAUAUAGCCCUACUAGUUUCUGUAUUCCACAAACUACGUUGCUUCUCUUUUGGAUCUCUGUGCACUCCAGCCAACAAAAGUAGCCCGUUAUAUGCAUGCAUAUUGAAGAAGGUCUCGUAGUAGUGAGUAGUUGUUUCUUGGUGUGAUCGAGAUGCAAAGAAAUACACAGUCCUUUUCUUCAAAUAUUAGUUUGGUUUAUUCAAUAUAUGCAGGGAAACAUUUUCCCAUUAGAGAGCAAGCUGAUUCAAAUAUGCAUACAGAAACAAGCUCUUUAAUACCCAUUUGCACAGGAGUUUUUCCCCUCCCCUGUUCCUCUGUAGGUCCAAUCACCACGGGACAACACCCUGUGGGCUACACCUGCGGAGGGAUCCCAUGUGCAGAGAAAAUGGCGUGUUGUGUACUAAAGUGAUCUAAAGGUUGCUAUUGCAGAAAGUAAACUGGUUCUGGCUUGAUUGUGUUUAUGUUUAGUACUUGUUCUUGUGUUCUCACACUAUGCGUAAACUAUACUAUCUUUGGCGUAUCGGUCCCUCCAGCACUGGGUGAUUGUAGUUUCUUCAGCUGCUAACUGCCGCUGUUGUUUUAUGCACAGACUUGUGGGUUUUGCCGAUUUCUGCCGAAUAGCACUAUUUGAUGCAGUCUUGCACUUAUCAGCUUCUUAUACCUUCUCUGACACUUUUUUCUGCAAAACUAACAAAGUGUACAAAACUGUAAAUGCUUGCAUCUUAUAUUGCGUUAAUGCUUUGUUUUCCAUGUUCUCCAAUGUAUAUCAACAUGAUCAAGUUAUUUCCACUUUGUACUCAUGCCUUCCAAGUUUGUCAUUUCCAGUAUUAUGUUUUUGAUUGCUGAUGGUAUCAAAAGAUCAAAUGCUGAUGCUAUGUCAUGAAUGCAGGUAACAGCAAAUCUAGUAGACCCAGGAACCAUUUUAACAUUGGAAUUUGACAGCCUACCUUGUGUGGAGAUGCUGCCCAUGUUAUAAAAGACAAAGCAUUUUAUUUUAUUCAUACAUACAAAGCAACAUAGUUAAAUACCUUGGGUCAUAUUUACCCAUAGCAUUGUGUUUGUAUACAAGAUCAGUUCUAAAAAAAAUAACACCUCAGAGUUCUUAUUUUCUGUUUAUAAGUUAAUGUCCCAUGCCUAGUAAAAGUCAUAAAAUAUUAUAGAGGGGUAAAAAGGUCAACAGAAACCAGGAGGGUUAAUAUAUUACAUAGAUCUACUUAUCCAGUACAAGUUAUUGAGUGUAUCAUAAUCAGGAAUAUGGAGGUGCCCUAUCUGUCUGUCUGCAUGUCACAUUUGUUUUAUAAUGUAUGGAGAACUGCUUGUCCAAUUCUGGUUAAACUUGGCAAGACCAUUUUUUUAAAGAGGUUAUUGAUAAUCUGGGGUUUUACUAAAGCUGUCUUUUUGUCGGUGUGUAUGUGAAACAUUCUUUUUACAAAGAAAUAGAGAACCACUUCCCAAUUAUAACAAUAAGGGUAGGUGGACCUAACAGAACAGCGAGGUAGUAUGUGAUGACUAUGAGUCGAGCAGCGGUACAUUUGUGUAGUACGGUUAAAAAAAUAAAACGUAUUCAAUCAAGAGAGACAUAUUUGGCCAUUCGAAGAGCCUGAUAUCGCUUGGGAGUCAUAGGUUGGUGACCCUAGGUCUAGUGGAUCACGUCACGUGAACAUAUUAAUUUGGAUACAUUGCAGACUAUCAAUUGUCUAAUUGAAUUGAUAUUCUACUAAUAUUUUGUCUAAUUUGGGGGUUACCCGAUUGAAUAGUAAUAAAUUCAAUUAUGCAUACAAUUUAGUGUAGAACUGUUGUACUCAGACAUUCCCCAAAUGUUUCACAGAGGUGGAGUAAACCCAUAGUAAAGCAGACAUAUUCAAGAUGGACAUAUUCAGUACAGUAGACUUGCUAAUCUGAACCAGUUACGAUUCAGAUUUGUAAAAUAUGAAACAGAAUCUCUACCAAAAUCACUCUCGAUUUAUAGUUAAGCAAAAAAUAAAUGAGGAAUAAACCUGUAAAAACAAAACAAAUGUAAAUAUAUACAUUAAAAAAAAGUUUUACACACAUAUAACAAAAUUAUGAUGGAUUGUUUAGGUGCCUACAGCAGCUUCCAGGAUGUAUUUCAUUAUCAUUGUGCUUCGGGUAAUAAUAGGACAAUUCAGACUACUACCUUGUUUCUCAGAAGUUGACUUUUAUAUUGAAAUGUCAAAACUGUAAGUAAAUAAGUAACAUUACUCUCAUUGUUGUACUACUCUGCCAUAACAUUAUCUCUUUCAAUUGGUUAGUAUAAUCUGAGCCCACGUAAAUGUUAAAUGGACCAUAAUACACAAGGCUUGUUGCUAAAAUAAAACCUUUUCAAUAGUUUUUCAAUUUAUUUGAGGAAUGUGUUUUUUUAAAAAUAAAAUACAGAUGCAUGUACAUUGUUGUUGGCACAUCUUUCAAAAUUGUCGACAACAGUUUCCUGAACUUAAUUUUCUGAACAAAAAAAAUAUGGUCUUCAGCUUUAGUGAAAGGUUUGUUUCAUUAAAUAUAAAGAAAACUAUUCUGUAAUUGGUGCAGUGGUUUUAAAUUGUAAAUAGUAAACAAUGA
This is a messenger RNA of Acipenser ruthenus (sterlet), 10313 nucleotides long. RefSeq names its product ligand dependent nuclear receptor corepressor-like (gene lcorl). Gene Ontology annotation, molecular function: DNA binding. The coding region runs from base 152 to 6019 and encodes 1955 amino acids. Gene Ontology annotation, biological process: regulation of transcription by RNA polymerase II. The transcript is spliced from 8 exons. The record is from RefSeq and is a predicted model, not a curated record. Gene Ontology annotation, cellular component: nucleus. NCBI's taxonomy places the organism in Eukaryota, Metazoa, Chordata, Actinopteri, Acipenseriformes, Acipenseridae.